Trichobilharzia regenti is the source of this 4548-nucleotide messenger RNA. The record is from the annotation of a GenBank genome assembly. Lineage: Eukaryota; Metazoa; Platyhelminthes; Trematoda; Strigeidida; Schistosomatidae.
AUGACAGACCCAGAUAACAGUCUGACGGCCAUAGAUUGGCUUCCCAAUCUUAGCAUAAGCAUGUUGACGGCAUCUAUUGAAAGCGAAUUUCCUUUCGAAAUGGAUUGUUGGGACUCUAUGAGUGGAGAUGAUAAUAAAACUGAGUCUGACUGCGGGUCUACGCCCUACCAACCAGAUAGCAAACCGCCUUAUAGCUACGCAAGCUUGAUUACUUGUGCUAUACAAAGUACAUCGGAAAAGAAAAUGACAUUGAGUGAAAUAUAUCAAUGGAUUUGUGAUAACUUCCCUUAUUAUUGCGAAGCCGGGAGUGGUUGGAAGAACUCGAUUCGUCAUAACUUGUCACUUAACAAGUCUUUCAUGAAAAUUCCCCGAUCUCGAGAUGAGCCAGGAAAAGGUUCUUACUGGUGUCUGUCUAAUCAGUGCGAUGAUCCAGAAUGCAUGCCUUCAGCACCUAAAAGACAAGCUUUGUGUUCUGAAAACAAUACACGCUGUAUGUCAGAAGUGCAAGCUAUGUCAUCUGACAUUAAUAACAACAGCAUUACAGAUAAUCGGAAUGAAUUCCUCCAGUUCACAAACAUCAAUCAUAAUUUAGACGAUCAAAUUGAUAGUACUAGUAAUUCUAGUGGACUAAACCAUAAAGCUCGCCGAAAUAGUCGAAUGCGUCAGUUUAGUCCGACUUAUUCUGAAUACAAUGUAGAGAAUAAAGUUAUGCAUGAAAAAGAUGAUGCCAACACUUCUAGUAAUACAGUUCAUAAUGUUUUAAACAAUUUGAAUAAUAAUAGUACAAUAUCUGGUACAAUCAAUCCUAUUUUAUCCGCUUCAUGUAAUACACCUAAUGCUUCACUGAACCAUGACAAUAACGAUAAUAAUCUUAGCCUAACUAAUCAUAAUAAUGCCAUAACUCGAUCAAAUGAUCACUUAAUAAGCUAUAAUCCUCAUGUUAACACAUUUUCAAUUGGUUCAAAUUCACUAACUCCAUUUAACAAUACAGAGCUAUUUUCACAUCGGUGUAGUUCUACCACUACUAACAAUAAUGCUAAUAACAGUACUCGUGAUGGUAGUAGUAAUGAUAAUGACGAAAAUGCAGAAAAUAAUAAUCAUAUUAUGUAUAAAGGAAAAGUUUCUAUUCCAUGCAGUGCCGUCACUAGUCAUAAAUCUUCUACCACUAACAGAGAUGCUAGUUAUAUAACUUUAUCCAGUAAUACGUGUAAUAAAAUAUCUUUUAACAAAGUCAACCAACAGACCACUUCUCUCUAUUAUCCAUCUAAUCAUCAAAUUAAUGCGAAUAUGAGAAAUGAUAAGCUGUGCACACUUCAACAGUUAGAUACAAAGCAAUAUAUGCCUGGUAUAUCUGAAGAAUUAGUGCAUAGGCCUUUUAAUACAUCAACGGCAUCAACAAUAUCAAAUGCACAAAUAAAUUCGACUGAUUGUCAUGUUCUGAGUAAUAACAACAAUAAUCAACAUAACUACACAAGAAACAGGAGCAAUAAAAGUGGUAUGCAUGAAAUGACUAAUUUUGUAAAUGAAGAUAACAAUUCAACUGGACCAUUACUAUCAUCGACAUCAUCAUCGUCAAUUGUCGAGUUUUAUAUGAUACAGUCAGAUCACUCAUCAAGUUUACAACAACAACAACCAGAUAACGAAAUCGUACUAGCAGAAAGAAGAAAAAUCGUAGAAGAAGAAGAAGGCGAAGAGGAGGAAGAGCAGUGUGAAAACCAAUUUAAGCGCAUCAUUCAAACAUUUAUAUCAUGCACUUUUGAUAAUUCCGAAUUGUCACAUCCAGUUUUGGAUCUUCAGAAUACCACGACUGCUUCAGAGAUUCCAAAUCAAUCCUCUUUAUCAUCAAAUAAGUUAACUGAAACCUCGUUCAAGGAUGUAACCACUGAUUCACUUGGGAUAGCUAAUAAAGAGAAUGUUAUGACCUCUAGUUUAAAUAUAUUAAAUACUACUGCUAGUAGUAAUAGUGGUAAUAGUAGUGUGUUAAAUUCAACUCAUAUGUGGGAUUUAUCAACAGAUCAGAACUUUUUGUCUCCCUAUGCAUCACCUUCAACCGCUUCAUCAUUUCGAUCAAGUUAUUCUCAUGGCAGUAAUCCUGAUCAACUGAGUAAAUCGUCGAAUGUAAUAAAGACGAAUCAGUUAUUAAAUAUUAAUAACACUGAUGCAAAUAAUAAUUCAGUCAAUUUAAACUAUGUACUACAGAAAACGUUACAAGCUGCUACGAAUUUUGAUUGGACCAGUGUCAAUCUUGAAGAAUAUCCAGAAUUAAUAUCUAAAAUACGCAGUGUCGGUCAAAAUCCCAACAGUCUGACGGUUGAACAAUUAAUGGAAUUGAAUUUAACACUUGAUCAAUUGUUCAGUCAAAUUCAACAGAAUACAUCACUUGGCGAUACGGCAAUCACUCCUUUCACCUCUAGUACUUCUGCUUUUUCUUCUGCCGUAUCGUUACCGUCAUCAUCGUCAUCUUCUUCUUUACCUGUUAUUAAUAAUUUUUCAACAAGAUUUCAAACAUACGAUGGAAGUUAUAGAAAAAGUCAACAAAAUCAGGAUAUCACAGGGAUUCAGACACAAACUACUGAAUGCAUGACUUCUGUCAGUAGCGACACUAGUGUCAGUGGGAAUGCUCCGAAUGCCAGUCUCCAUUACCAUCUUAAACAACAAUUAAAUGAUAACAGUGAGUAUGCCAACAAUGCAUCAUUGCACAAUUCGCAAAGCGUACAACUUUCCUCAAAUUUUCAUGAGUCGGAUUGUAAUAACAACGUUGUCACACCGACUGGAUUGUCAUCGGUAACUGAUAGUGUGAACAAUAAUGCUACUAAUAACAAUAAUAAUAAUAAUAACGGUAAUAAUAAUAAUAAUGAUAAAAGCAGAAUCAAUUCCCUCUUAUCUGAUCUAAAUACUUAUGAGCAUGUUUCCAAUGAUUUUUUUAAUUCCUACAUUCAUUGCAAAGAUUUAAGAGGUAAUGUUAUUUUGACAAAUAAUCUUAACAGGGACAGUAGUCGUGAUAACGUAGGAAAUGUUACUGCAACAUCAACUACAGAUGUGAACAACAACUGCAAUCCCAACACUGUUACUAACAAUAUGAAUAUUACUAGUCAGUCAUCAUUGGACCAUCACAAUCAUCAUCAUAAUCACCAUCAAAACCUUAUCUGGACUUCAGUUAAAAUCGAUAAUAAUAAUAAUAGUAAUAAUGAUGUCAGUGUGACGAAAACAUCUGCGUAUAAUGAUAACUAUUCAGUUUAUGAAGAAUCUAAUAUUCCGUUUUCUACUUCAAGUUACCAUGAUAAUGAACAACGUCACAAUCAUCAUAAUAACCAUCAUCAUCUUCAGCAUCUUCACCACGACCCACACCACCAUCAAGAUCAACAUAUACUUCCCCAAGCACCACAUUCCCAAACACAACAACAACAGCAUUCAGAUGAAUUCACGACAAAGUCAACAAGAAAUAUCACUUUCUUACAUGAUCAAACAUCUGAUUCAACAAGCAUUAAUAAUAAUCCUGUUUCCUUUUACUUUACUCCUCUUCAGUCGGACAGUUUUAUAAAUUCUUCACUACAUGGAAAUACGAAUGAUUCUAUGUAUGCAGAAUUACAAAGUAACACUAGUACUCCUACUAUGACUACUACCACUUCUACAAGUGGUAAUACAAAAGCUCCACAGAAUUUUAUCAACCUAGUCACGGUUCUACCACAAACUUCUACAAUGUCAUCAGAAGUGCAAAAUGAAUCCUUGGCGUCAUCGUCGCCAUUAUUAUCGAAUCGAUUUUUCCACGCACAUGAUCAAUUUACUCAACACAAUCCUCGAUAUCAUAUGUUACUUAGUGCCAGUAAUCAUACUGAUCAUUCAAAAUCGUUUAAAAUGCAUAUCAAUGGUACUGAUGACGUUAACCACUCCCCUUUAAACAAUCACAGUCAUUUACAACAGAAUGAAAAUUUUGAACAUAAUAAUUGUAAUAGUAAUAAUAAUGGUAAUAAUGUUACUAGUACUUCAUUUGAUCAGUUUCAAAUUUUUAGCAAUGACUCCUUUUUGUAUCACUCAAACAAAAAUAAUUUAUUGAAUAUUGGACAGAAAACCACUUCGAAUGAAGAAAUACAACACUUUAUGCCAAACGCUACACAACACUGUACAACAGAUUAUAGAUUUCCUUUUAUACAGAAUUUUAUGGCUACUAGUGGUAAUUUAUCUACUUGUCUUAAUACGAAUACGACUACUAUGAAUGCUAAUAAUACUAUGGCUACUUCUACUAAUUCUACUGAAAUUACACAUUUAUCAUCCUCUUCUAACUCACCGCCUCAGUUGUCCACUGAAUAUCCAGGAUCGUCUUCAUCAUCAUCCUCGUCCACAUCGUUACUUAUACAUAACCGGAACAGAUUGUUCAGUGAUAUGAGAUAUUCAGGCCUAUGCCAACAGUCUUCUAUAAUGCCAGUCAGUCAACAAGUAGAACAGUGUAACCCAGUCAACAUGAUCAAUUCUUUUAGCAUUCAGAAUGCCACCACUGGAAAUAAUUCUAGUAGUGGACCAGAAGAUUUUAACUGGGAUACUAUUGUUUAG